Messenger RNA from Diutina rugosa, 1863 nucleotides. RefSeq lists its product as uncharacterized. NCBI's taxonomy places the organism in Eukaryota, Fungi, Ascomycota, Pichiomycetes, Serinales, Debaryomycetaceae. Bases 1 to 1863 code for a protein of 620 amino acids. The transcript has a single exon. The record is from RefSeq and is a predicted model, not a curated record.
AUGUCUCGCUACAUCCACACGAUCCUCCCGUCGUUGCUGGCCCGGCUGCCCCAAGUGGGCGAGUUCAGCAAUGUCGUCAUCUUUGAGGAGGACGAGAUCUACUACUUCCACAGCGUCGAGGCGGCGCUGGUGCAGACCAAGCUCAAUCUUGUCGGGGUGAUCCUGGGGCUCGAAGCGCUCGGUUCCACGUUUAAAACCGGCCACGAAGACGACUAUAUGACGGUGGAGACUGACGGAGGGUGCAUUGUUGCCGUUAAGGAGGCCGGAAUCACCAUUGCCGCCACCCUCGUCACCCAGGGAGGUCAUAAUGCCACCACCACAGAACACUCCAUAGUAGCCCUCCAGGCGGCGCUGGUGCUUCGACAAGGGUGGCAAAUGUUUAUGUUUACUACAGGGACGCCUCACGACCGGACGAAAUUGGCCCCGUUCUUCGAUAGCUUGUUUGAACGGUAUAAUAACCGGUGCGGGACAUGGCUGCCUAGCGGGGCCAAUAAUCUUCAUUACCGAGGGUUUUUGGGGUUUUUGAGUGGUGAUAAAUGGUCUACCAUCACCGAUAUUGAUUUAUCGCUACCAGAGCUAACAGUUGGUGGGUUAGUGGCCAAUUUUGACUCCACUCUGUUUAAGCAAUAUGGAGUGGUGGCAGGCACUAGUUUCGGCCCCCUAUACACCUGGCUUGAGUUCUACCACUACUACCAUCAACUACACGACGAUAUCGCCGAAGAUCAAGUGGGAAACGCCUCAAUUACCAGUGCCUGGGCUACUCCCUAUGAUGGCGUAGCUCUCGUGGGACGCGACGAUAGCACCGGUGCUGCACCCAUUAAUGAUGAAAAUGGAGCUGAUGACGAUACUGUGAGUACCUAUUCUCAAUACUUCAGUCCCGCCACGUUAACUAAUAAUCUUGUGGUGGCGCCGUUAAACUAUACGGUAUCGCUGAUCCGCAACGUGCCUGAUACAUUGAUUAAUUUGCCUCUGUCGACGUCAAAAUGGUGGCAAGGAAAAGGCUAUUUUGGUGGUGGUAGCGGUAGCGCUGACGAGGCAGCGCUGGCACCGCCAAUGGCCUCAGAAGCACCGGGACAGUUUCUUAUAGGACGUCGUGAUGCACAAAAUAUUACCAAAAAGCGGGUCUUUUUGGCUGAUGAUAAGGGAGACUACCAACCCCAUCGUCUAGUGGUUUAUGUUAAGAAACUGGUGGUGGUGGCUUUACUUUACCCUGAUAACGUCAAUGAACUUGAUAGCGACGAUAUCUACGAUAAUAUCCAAAAGUGGCUGGAUACAGUGGUUGGCGACGUAAAUGAGGCCAAGACAAACCUCGGUACUAGCUUUGGAGUACUCCCCGCGGGAGUUAAAAGUGACCCUGAUGCCGACUUCUUCUUUGUUGUCUACAAUCAUGAUGAGCACUGGUUCCAGUCACUGCUCCCCUAUUUGCCACCAAUAGCUGAUUCUGCUUCCACUGGAGGAGAUACUGCGAGCAAACGACUGGACUCUCCCGAACUGCACGAGCCUGAGACUGUCCCCUCGCCGCCGCCCCGUGUAGCCCGAGUACUUGUCUCAUUGCACGACCAGCUCUCUAGUGUCAUCAUCGGCGAUAAGCUCCUACAGAACGGAGCCUAUGAGUACUUUCAUAAGUUCUCUGGUUCAGGAAACCACGACUGGAUGUUCUAUUUGGUGAAACAAGGACCUACAGUGGCAAUAGUGGUGAAGAAUCAAUCGACAAGACGACAAGCCAAGCGAGGGGAACCAGUGGAACCGCUGGUAUUGGCAAAUCUUCCGAAUCCUUUAGGGUUUCUCGAUAAUCUUGGCGACGACGUGAAAGGGUGGCUCAGCUACUACGCCGGCGUCGGAGCUGACGCCACCACUGCUUGA